CGGGGCAGGGGCGGGAAUCUGGCUGCGCAGGCGCCGGAAGAGGCGCUCGGGGCGCGGGUGCCGCCUUUACUUUCGGGGGGCGGCUCCUCACCUCAGGGGCGGCCGUCUUUCCCGCUGGCGCUGUCCUUUGGUCGCCCGGUCCCGGGGACGGCAGCCCCUUCCCGCUCGCCUGUGGCCCCGGCUCGAGAACUCGCCCAGCCGCGGGGGCGCUCGGGAGUCUCCCGGUUGAAUGAGGAGUGAGGAAACGUCCCCGCGUCCAACCCGCGGGGAGCCCCGGCAGGUCCCUCGGCGCCCGGUCCGUGGCACGGGGACAGCCUUUCCUGCCUCAGGGAAGAAGAGAGAGACAGACUGCAGUGAUGGAGACCCAUUCGAUGUGCACAAAAGACCGCCAUCCAGGGCUGGAGAGGACCGGGCCAUGCUGCUGGGCUUUGCCGUGAUGGGCUUCUCAGUCCUAAUGUUCUUCUUCCUUGGAACAACCAUUCUACGGCCUUUUGUGCUCAGCACUCAGAGGGAAGAAUUGACCUGCACUGCCAUCCACACAGCUAUCACGGACGACUGGCUGGACUGUGCCUUCACCUGCGGUGUGCACUGCCGUGAGGGGAAGUACCCGUGCCUUCAGGUGUUUGUGAACCUCACCCAUUCAGGGCAGAAAGCUCUCCUACAUUAUAAUGAAGAGGCUGUCCAGAUAAAUCCCAAGUGCUUUUACACACCUAAGUGCCACCAAGAUAGAAAUGAUUUGCUCAGCAGUGCUCUGGACAUAGAGGCAUUCUUCGAUCACAAGAAUGGAACUGCCUUUUCAUGCUUCUGCAGUCGCAGCCAAGCUGAAGAUGUCAUUCUUAUAAAACAGUAUGACCAAAUGGCCAUCUUCCACUGCUUCUUGUGGCCUCCGUUGACCCUGCUAGGUGGUGCCCUGACUGUUGGCAUGGUGAGAUUACACCUGUCCUCACUGUGUGAAAAAUGCAGCAAUGCAGUAAGAGAUGAGGUAGGUGGAAAAGUACCUUACACAGAACAGCAUCAGUUCAGACUGUGAAGUGUGAGGAGGAGCAGAGAAAUCUUCAGACGGUGGCCAAAUUAAAGUGCUGGCCUUCAGAUGUUCGUGAUUUCUGCAGCUGAGGCCCUAAUUACACCUGCCUGCAAACUAGCAAUGUAAAAGGUAAUAAAGUUAAGAUUCAUAUUUUCAUGUGGGGAAAAAAAAUUUACA
Messenger RNA from Saimiri boliviensis boliviensis (Bolivian squirrel monkey), 1201 nucleotides. RefSeq names its product potassium calcium-activated channel subfamily M regulatory beta subunit 3 (gene KCNMB3). Gene Ontology annotation, cellular component: voltage-gated potassium channel complex; membrane. Gene Ontology annotation, molecular function: calcium-activated potassium channel activity; potassium channel regulator activity. Lineage: Eukaryota; Metazoa; Chordata; Mammalia; Primates; Cebidae. The record is from RefSeq and is a predicted model, not a curated record. Gene Ontology annotation, biological process: potassium ion transport; detection of calcium ion.